AUGGCUUCCUCUGAUUCAAAUGUGAUCAUCGUGGGUGCUGGUGUAUUCGGCUUGAGUACCGCACUGUGGCUCGCCCGCGCUGGUUACAAGAAUAUUACCGUCUUCGACAGAGGUGCUUAUGACAAGAAUUACUACGCACCUUUCAAUGGUUGCGAUGGGGCUUCCUCUGAUAUCAAUAAGAUUUUUCGAAUGGCCUACGGAGACCAGCUGAACUAUCAAACGCUUGCCAUCGAAGUCAGAGACAUAUGGCUUGCCUGGAACAAGGCCAUCAAAACGAGCGCUGCCGCUGACCUACCGAACGGUCUCACUGUGGAUGAUCAGCUGCUGAUUGAAUGUGGAUGCUAUUUCUUCUCCGACGGUCAAAACCUGGACCCUUUUGACGCAGAGAGCCUGGACUCAAUCGCCAAACAAGCACCUGAGAUUCGAGAAGCGCAAUUUAUCAAGACUCCAAAGGGUAAUGCUGCGGAGGAAGAGCGUCUGCGAAACGUAAGCCCUACAUGGAUUGACAAAUAUCACCUUGUUGACAAAUUCAACCAUGGUAACACGAGUGGCUUCCUUGACAUCAAUGCUGGCGUCACCAUCGCAGACAAGUCUUGUGUUUACGCGCGAUUUUUAUGUGUUAAAGCUGGUGUCAAAUUUGUUCUAGGGGAGCCCCAGGGCAAGCUGGAGAGUCUGAUCUACGAGAACAAUGGCACGCAAAAGAGGGUCAUAGGCAUCAAAACUUACGACGGCAAGAGGCACUUUAGUGAUCUUGUGAUAGUGGCUGCUGGUGGCUGGACUGCAUCAAUCAUUCCCGAAGCCCACAAUGCCGUCGAAGCCACAGCAGGCACCGUUAUGUUUGUCGACAUUCCCCAGGAUAGGCAAGAUUUACGGAGAAGAUUUCACGCUGACCACUACCCUGUCUGGUCCUAUCAGAGAGGUGCAGGGGACAAUAAAUCUUACUCUGGUGGUGGUUACCCAAUCUCCAAAGAAGGCCGCCUGAAAUUCAGCUUCCGUAACCGCAAAUUCACAAGCUUCCAAGAUCACCCUACCGAGCCCAAUCUACGGAUUUCCAUUCCUAGGACAAAAUACACCGAUAAUCCUAUCGACACGGUUCCACGAUCCGCACUAUCACUGAUGAAGGAGGUUGUUACUGAAGCAUUUCCCGAGCUGAUAGAGUUUGGCUUCACAGACAGUAGACUUUGCUGGUACACUGAUAGUAUCGACAACGACUACGUCAUCGACUACGUUCCUGGCUAUUCAGACUCGUUAUUUAUCUGCACCGGGGGGUGUGGUCACGCUUUCAAGUUCCUACCCAUCCUUGGUAGGCACGUCAGAAACCAAUUGGAGCGCAAACCUGACCAAUUCACGACCCUAUGGAAGUGGCGAACUGCCGAGGAAGGCAAGAAGAACAACGGGUUGUCUGAAGGAGAGAAAGGUCCUAGAGAAAUUUCUAGGCUCGACAUGGCAGGUUCUCGAGAUUUCCCGUUCAACAAGCAACCACCUCCAACAACACUGCCUCCUAGAUUGUAA
Venustampulla echinocandica is the source of this 1512-nucleotide messenger RNA. RefSeq lists its product as uncharacterized. The transcript is spliced from 13 exons. The coding region runs from base 1 to 1512 and encodes 503 amino acids. The record is from RefSeq and is a predicted model, not a curated record. Gene Ontology annotation, molecular function: flavin adenine dinucleotide binding; sarcosine oxidase activity. NCBI's taxonomy places the organism in Eukaryota, Fungi, Ascomycota, Leotiomycetes, Helotiales, Pleuroascaceae.